CUGCAAACACACCCACACCCUGACUCAUCCAAUCCCUUAUCGAUAAGCCAACAUCCAGGCCCGCGAAAUCAGUUUAUCAAAAAUUGCUCCCCUCAUCGCCUCCACCAUCACCCACUAUACCCUCACCCUCAACCCAGAACCACACCCACAAGCCACCACCAUGCCCCCCUCCCCCUGCGCCCGCUGCCACGACCAACGGGCAGUAAUCAUCCGGCCCAAGAACAGGCAAAAACUGUGCCGCACGUGCUUCCUACACGUCUUCGAAACCGAAGUCCACGAAACCAUCACCUCGACCUCCCUCUUCUACCCUGGCGAACGAGUCGCCAUCGGCGCCAGCGGCGGCAAAGACAGCACCGUUCUGGCCGCCGUCCUCAAGACUCUCAACGAACGCUACAACUACGGCCUCGACCUAUGUCUUCUCUCCAUCGAUGAAGGCAUCAAGGGUUACCGCGACGACAGUCUCGAGACUGUGAAACGCAACGCCCAACAAUACAAUAUGCCACUCGUAAUCGUCAGCUACGGAGACCUAUACGGCUGGACCAUGGACCAGGUCGUAGCGCAGGUCGGCAAAAAGGGAAACUGCACAUACUGCGGGGUAUUUCGGCGGCAGGCGCUGGAUCGUGGGGCCGCGAAGCUGGGCAUUAAGCAUGUGGUGACAGGUCAUAAUGCGGAUGAUGUGGCGGAAACGGUGAUGAUGAAUCUGUUGAGAGGAGAUUUACCGCGCUUGUCGCGGGGUACGAGUACUGUGACGGGAUCCGCGGCUAGUGAUAUUAAGAGGAGUAAGCCGUUGAAGUAUGCUUAUGAGAAGGAGAUUGUGCUGUAUGCGCAUCAUCGCCAGUUGGAUUAUUUCUCCACAGAGUGUAUUUACUCGCCGGAGGCGUUUCGGGGCAGUGCGCGGACGUUGAUCAAGGAUUUGGAGAAGAUUAGGCCGUCUUCGAUUUUGGAUAUUGUCAAGUCUGGGGAGGAUAUGGCGCUUUUGGUGCCCGCUGAGGUUAGGGGGAAGGGGGGGGAGGAUGAGGAGGGCGGCGGUGGUGGUGGGUGUGGGAGUCAGAAUGGGAGGACGAGGGGUGGUGAGAUGGCGGAGAUGGAGAAGAAGUUGAAGGAAGAUGAGGCUGCCAAGGAUAGGGAGAUGGAGAUUACUUCUGACAGCGUGCCUAGGAGGCAGCAACAGCAGCAGUCAGAGCAGAUGCAGACGCCGGCACAGAAGAAGGUCAAGUCGCAGGUACUGGGGACGUGUGAGCGCUGCGGGUAUAUCUCCAGUCAGCGCGUGUGCAAGGCGUGUACGCUACUGGAGGGAUUGAAUAAGAAUCGGCCCAAGACGGCGAUUGAGAUGGAGGUUGGCUUGGAGGAUGAGGAGAGCAGCUCGACGUUGCGCCGGCAGAUGGAGAAAGUUGAGCUGGGAGGUCUUUGAAGAUAUAUAUUUAUGCCGUUAUACAUAUACCCAUGAUCACAGAGUUAU
This is a messenger RNA of Aspergillus eucalypticola CBS 122712, 1459 nucleotides long. RefSeq names its product putative PP-loop ATPase superfamily protein. Gene Ontology annotation, biological process: tRNA wobble position uridine thiolation. Gene Ontology annotation, cellular component: cytosolic tRNA wobble base thiouridylase complex; mitochondrion. NCBI's taxonomy places the organism in Eukaryota, Fungi, Ascomycota, Eurotiomycetes, Eurotiales, Aspergillaceae. The record is from RefSeq and is a predicted model, not a curated record. Bases 161 to 1411 code for a protein of 416 amino acids. Gene Ontology annotation, molecular function: tRNA binding. The transcript has a single exon.